Papilio machaon (common yellow swallowtail) is the source of this 2051-nucleotide messenger RNA. RefSeq lists its product as uncharacterized. The transcript is spliced from 10 exons. Lineage: Eukaryota; Metazoa; Arthropoda; Insecta; Lepidoptera; Papilionidae. The coding region runs from base 45 to 1925 and encodes 626 amino acids. The record is from RefSeq and is a predicted model, not a curated record.
CUCUGCUAGUCUACUAGUCUAUUUGUUUACAAUAGAUCGUCAUCAUGCCUUCAGGAGUUAUUUUUAUAGUCUGCAUUCCUUCCAGCAAUUACGAACACAUUAUAAAGUUCGGUAAACCAAAAGAUAUUGUUUCAAUAGAUAAAUCUCCAUCCUACAAACAAUGCCGACUACAAGUUGAACUGAGGAAUAAGAAAUCUCGCAGCAUACCGAUACAUCUGACACAAAAUUAUUAUAACGAAGGAUUCAUUUCAUCCUUAGAGUACAUAACAGAAGAUGAUGAAUACAUAACAAUGGAAAGCAUUUUACAAGAGCUUCUUAGAAAACUACGUGUUGAACAUGCAGUGUGGAUAGGUGACAAGAUGGAGAACUACUUUCAUGUUACGUUCCCUUUGCCGUCUGGAGAUGCGUGUGAGACAAUGUUGCACUGUCUCACCAAACUGGGUAUUGGUGUGCGAUGCAAAUCCAUCGUCAAUGUACUGCCGUGCAAUGUUGUGCAUUCUGCAGUUGAUGAAGAAGACCAAGAUGACGAGGCUCUGUUACGUAAGAACGAAGAGGCGAAGCGCUGGCGCAGCUUCGUGGAAUCAAUUCGGUCAAAGUUAACAGUGAAGCAAGUCGUAGAUGGCGUCCGCGGCGGUGGAGAGCUGUCAUUUGAUUACCUCACAUUAAUUGUUACAGCCGAUUCUCUUGCAGCACUUGGCCUGGUGGAAAAUAAUGCUUCUAACAUAGUAGCAGCGAUGUUGGUAUCACCUCUCAUGGGGCCUGUCAUGUCCAUCACUUUUGGCACCAUCAUUGCUGACCGGAGUCUGGUGAGAAGCGGCUUCGAGAGCUUGAUACUUGGAAUGCUCGUGUCUUUACUGUUUGGAUUUAUAUUUGGACUAAUUCUUGGGACAACUGAAAUGCCCUGGGGGUUUGGAGACUGGCCUACAGAAGAAAUGAAAUCACGUGGUAACGUGAGGUCUCUUUGGAUGGGUGUCCUGUGGGCACUGACUUCGGGAACUGGUGUAGCGUUAGCCCUGCUGCAAGGCAGUGCUGGACCACUCAUCGGCAUCGCUAUCUCUGCUUCUCUAUUACCGCCUGUUGUUAAUUGCGGCUUGUACUGGUCGCUGGCAUGUAUAUGGUUAUUGUAUCCCAACACGAAAAUACCUCACAUAAAAGGGGAGCCAUAUUACGGCAAUUCGUCAUACGUGCCGUUAUAUCACGACUACAUUCCUAUAGAAUUUGCUGUUAAUGGCAUUGUUAGCUGCUGUCUUACUAUCGUGAAUGUCAUAUGUAUAUUCAUAACAGCGAUAAUGUUCCUGAAGAUCAAAGAGGUGGCAGCACCCUACACUUCUACCCCAGAUCUGCGACGCUUUUGGCAGCAAGACAUCAAAGUAGCGCGCGAUGCUAACAGAGCUAAUCUACAAACCGAGGAAGAUGAACGUGUCGAGUUGGUUCUCGAAGAUCUCAAUGAGACUGCCGAUGCUGACGUCAAAGAAAAACUAGAAGCAGCGGUAAAAGAAGCCUUGGACGACGACACUUAUAGGAAAGUAAAGCGCAUGAGCUAUCAAAGUCAUAAUGCCGAUGAGGUUUUUCGCACUAUUGGUCUUCAAUCACGUACUGGCUCUUUACGAUCCAGUAUGAUAAAUUCCGGCAUGAGCACGCCGUUGCAAACGAUCAAAGAGAGUGGUAAUGCAAAUGACAUUGAGGCGUUAGACAAAUUACUCUCAUCUCUUCUCGGUCUUAGAGAAAGUAGAGCUAGAUCGUUUCGUUCAAACCACGGAACACCAACAAUUAGCAGAGUAUCUUCAUUCUUGAAUAAACAAAAGGGCACUCAAGAAUCCUGGCCAGAAAGAAUAUUCCAAGAUAACAUUGUCCGUAAUGUAAUCAACAAUAUUAAGUCUAAAAGGAACUCUCCAGUUGAAGAACCAUUUCUAACUCCAAAUUGAAGUGGGUAUAUAAAUUGAAAAACGUUUAACAUGAAUAAAUUAAUAUUUUAUUAAUUGUAGCACCAUAAUAUACAAUCAUAUUACAAUAGGAAAUGUUUCAAAACAUUUAUCACAGCAUAGCUCUUU